This is a messenger RNA of Vigna unguiculata (cowpea), 1900 nucleotides long. Its product is annotated as glutathione gamma-glutamylcysteinyltransferase 3-like. Gene Ontology annotation, molecular function: glutathione gamma-glutamylcysteinyltransferase activity; metal ion binding. Gene Ontology annotation, biological process: response to metal ion; detoxification of copper ion; cellular detoxification of cadmium ion. Lineage: Eukaryota; Viridiplantae; Streptophyta; Magnoliopsida; Fabales; Fabaceae. The record is from RefSeq and is a predicted model, not a curated record.
UUUGUUUCGUGUUGGAGUAGUUGGUUAAAACAUAUUUUCUCUUAAAAUAUUGUGGGGACAGAGAGAGGGAGAGGGGGAGAGAACUGAAGAAGAAGAAAGAAAGAAAGAGGAAGUGAAGAUAGUAAAUAACGGUAAUUUGUUAAGUUCAGAAGAGAAACAUUACUGUAGCAGUUGCAGAAGAGGCAGAAGAGGUUUGAUGAGCAUGGCGAGCCCAGGUUUAUACCGCAGAGAGCUACCUUCCCCUGCAAUCGAGUUCGCUUCGCCCCUAGGCAAGAAGCUGUUCGGCGACGCACACGAGCAAGGAACCAUGGAAGCCUUCUUCAAGCUAAUAUCCUACUAUCAGACGCAAUCAGAGCCUGCAUACUGCGGUCUCGCCACACUUUCCGUUGUUCUCAAUGCCCUUGCAAUUGAUCCUGGAAGAAAAUGGAAAGGUCCUUGGAGAUGGUUUGAUGAGUCCAUGCUGGAUUGCUGUGAGCCUUUGGCUCAAAUUAAACUGGAAGGCAUUACGUUCGGGAAAGUUGCGUGUUUGGCUCGAUGCAAUGGAGCUAAGGUUGAAGCCUUUCGAUCGGAUAAAAGCUCGGUUGAUGAGUUUCGCAAACGUGUGAUUUCCUGCUCUCACUCUGAGGAUUCUCAUGUGAUUGUGUCUUACCACAGGACACACCUCAAUCAGACUGGAAUUGGUCACUUUUCACCAGUUGGAGGAUAUCACGCUGAAAGGGAUAUGGUCCUCAUAUUGGAUGUUGCUCGUUUCAAGUAUCCUCCUCACUGGGUUCCCCUUACCCUUCUCUGGGAGGGAAUGAGCACCAUUGAUCAAGCAACGGGACUUCGAAGGGGGUACAUGGUUAUUUCAAGGCUUAACAGAGCACCCUCUAUACUUUAUACUUUGAGUUGUAGACAUGAAGGUUGGAGCCGUGUCGCCAAAUUUCUAACUGAAGAUGUGCCUCAACUUCUAAAUUCAGAGGAUCUAACAGACGUUCAGGAAGUGCUGUCUGUUGUUUUUAAACCGCCUCUUAGUGAAUUGAGAGGGUUAAUAACAUGGGUUGCUGAAGUUCGCAGACAAGAAGAUAGAAAUCUCACAUUAAGCGACGAGGAAAAAGGAAGGCUUGCUUUAAAGGCUGACAUACUGGAACAGAUUCGCACAACUUCACUUUUCAAACACGUGACCAGGUGGUUGGAUUCUGAAAGUUCAUGUUGUAAAACAUAUGCAAACCUUGGUGACGAAGAUACGCUAUCAGUACUUGCCACCGGUGUUUGUUGCCAAGGGGCAGAUCUUUUGACUGGUUGUGGUAGGUUAGGUUUGUCAGGUGGAAAAAGCUGCAGUCAAAUAGUGGUAAAACAUCUGAAUGUUGACAGUGAAAAUCCAGGAACAUUAGCUUCAGGAACUGUUACAACUAGUGAUGGUAGUGAAGAAAUUGAAGUGUUGGUCCCUCUGUGUCAAAUGGAGCCAAGUAGGUUGUGUCUUUAUAAUGAAGGUCACUGCAAAGAAAUGCACCCAUCUGAUACAGAUUUCUUAACGAUACUUUUAUUGGCCUUGCCCUUGCAUACGUGGUCGGGUUUUAAAGAAGAAAAGCUGCGAGUGGAAGUUUUGAGCCUUCUAGCAACUGAAGAUCUCCCUCCCCUACUUCAGGAAGAGGUUUUGUUAUUGCGAGACCAACUUCAUUUUCUCAUGCAACGUUGUGGUGACGUGUAGAACACACCUGAGAAAAACUAUUGUUCUACCUUUGUGCAAGAUGAUGUCUGAGCUGUAGCGUAAUUCUGUAGGGAAGAAUAACAAGCAGAUUUGCAUAAAUUGAAAGAUGAAUCAACUGAAUGUGCCAAAAGGUGAACGUUAAUCUGAUAUUUCUCACUUGAGUAAUAAAUUAUGAGAAGUUAAAGCAGUAAAAUCCUAUUUCAUUUUAUA